UGUGUGUCUUCCCCAGCAUCAGCAGCAGAAGCAGCAGCAUCGUCGACAAGAACAACGUCUUCAAAUGGCGGCCCAACCACCGCCGCCGCAGCCGCAGUAAUAGUGGUGGGCCCAUCAUCAGCCAGUUCCUCAACCCAGCCAUCCCAAUCAUCCCGUCGUCAUCUGAACCUUCCACUGCUGCCGGUUCUUCCACCAAGGCGAUCUACGGCACAGAUAAGACCAGAACCUCCCCCGCCGUACUGGGCACACUACCAGCAUCGACCCGUACUUCCUUCUGCAGCAUCAGCUGCAGCAGCAGCAGCACCAACAUCGCCCAGUAGCACCACCAGUAACAGUAGCCGAAGUUCCGAUAGUGAAGUCCCUCCGCCGCCGCCACUACCGCCCCAGGCCAAUAAUGCGCAACGUGCUGGGCAACAGGUGGUGGUGCAACAGCGAACCCAUCGACGGAACAUUGUCGGUGGUGGCAUUUCGGAACACGUCGGCAGGAAUCCGGGAGGACCAGCUGCUAGGCCGCAUCGGUACAACAUUAUUUCUCAACGGCAUCAGCAGCAGCAGCAACAUUAUCCCCAGCAGCGUCAACGGAUUAAAGAGCACUUGUUGAGUCAAGAUGCAUUUUGUCCGGAUUUGGUACGUAAUUGCAAGAUUACCGCUGACCCAGAAUCCGGCCGAAACACCCCCAUUGAGCCACUCGAACCUACACGGAGCCCUCGUAGCAGUAGACCUCCCACAGUCCACGGCCAAGACCAGGCAAACGUUGAUCAGGACGUUUACGUAGAGAUUGAAGAACUGAACCAAAGCCUAUCCACUGUCCAGAUUUCAUCUGGCAAUUCAACCAACCUAAAUCCAAUUGGCGGUAACGAAACGAAAUCUGAGGAUAGUACCAAGACCACGACCACCGGGGCCGUCUGUGAUAUGGGUCAAAACCUGAGCAUCCGAAGGCCGAAGAUUUCACUCACAUGGGUCCUACGUGAACAAGCGCAACAACAACAGCUGCAGCAUCAACAGCAAGUUCCAUCUCAGUGUCAUCAGCAUUCGGGAAGUCAGUCGAGUGGAAGUCACAGUGGCAGCUAUCAACAGCAUCAACAGACCGCACAACCCCGUAGAUCAUCACCGGUACGAACGAUCCUCGUAAACGGGUCAGUGCCUUCGGCCAAUACUGCAUCUGUUCCCAAUGGACACGUUCCGGCUAGGAAGAAGUCUCGUACCCGUAGCAAAGAAAGAUUAUUCAGUGAGAAGUAUGUCAGCGAUAACAACCUGACGGAGUAUCACACCGAGAAACAGCUCAAGGCCUUUCAGGUUUUGAACGGUUCAUCAGCACCACCUUCGACGGAACACCACCCUAACGGGAUCUACCGGAAGAGUAACAGAAGUUACCGGAAAAGUAGCGAUCGACUGAAGAAGAAGGAACGAGCGCUCGUCUAUCCCAAUCUGGUGCAAAGCGAGACGGUGGAUAUCUUGCUGAACAACAACAACAAUAACAGUAUUAUCAUAAACCUAAACCAAGAAGACCAAUUGCUCAAGGACAAAUCGGCGGCUAUUUGUCUCAAGAACACCUACUCGGAACCUUCGCUGUACACCACGGUCUCCGAACCUUCGUCUUCGAAAAAACAUCGGCAUCGCCGACGGCGUGAACGCUACCGAAACUCGCAACGUUUUGGCUACGAAAUCCAGAACGUAGAUGAGUUCCUGUCCAAGUGUUCACUCUCCUCGCCGGGAAACAUCCCGGUGGUGCUUUCCUCGGCGGCAACCUUGUACCAGACGCGACCCGGGUGCUACCAGAUCGAGAUCCCUCUACCGCUGGGAAUGGUCGUCAAUGCGGUGUUCAAAAACCAGAACUGGCUGUACGUCCAGACGCCACACGCCGAAGAGGGAUACGUUGCGUACGAAACGUGUUUACCGCUGGGCAUCCUGCCACCAAACCAAAGAUCAAGCUCAACGUCCAAGCCGACUCCAUGCUGGGAAUCGAACAAGGAUGUCUUCCCCCGUCCUAGCGGUAACCUUACCGACAGCGAGAAGGAAAUUCAACAGUUGCGCGGAGGAACACGUUCCGAAGGCCGCCGGACGCCGCGCCUCAAACGGGGUAGCACCAACAGCCGAAGUGCUACCUCGAUCACCUGCAACAGCGAGAAGAACCUGGACUCGCUGUACCUCCGGGUGGCGAAUCAACCAAAAUCCGCCGACUCCCAAACGCAAUUUGCUCAACUGAAACUGACGACCAAGGUGCUCCAAGGUGGUGUUGGCGGUGGUCAGCAUCAGCCUCAUCCCCUGGAGAAGAAGCUGUCGAGCGACUACGGCCAUCUACCGGCGAAACAAUCGCAGCAGAUUCCCUUCCACCACCAUCACCAUCACAAGAUCUUGGUCAAGAGCGGCAGUGGCGGAAGCGGAGGCAGUGGAGGAUCCGGCGGAAGCAGUUGCACCAACGGUGGACACUACCAUAAGACUGCGAACAGUGCUAGCUAUAAUAGUAACGGUAACGGAAGCAACGGUGGAAGCUGCGUUAAGUUAUUCAACGGGAUUAGUAACGGUAAUACAAGGACGCCCUCGUCAACGACAACAACGGCGGCAGUUCGACAGACCCUACUGGCCAUCACCGAUAACUACUGCUCGGAUUCGGUGACCGUGCAGAAGGGUGACGUGGUAACGCUUCUGGCCUGCAAGGAGUACCAAGAGAAAGGACUGAAGAAUUUCAAGCAGUGGUUCUUUGUGCGAACCCGCGACGGCCACGAGGGCUACAUUCCGGCCGAAGCGGCCGGACAUGGUUUUCUUUAGGGACAUAAGGUAUACUUAGUACUACUAAUAUUAGAAGAAACAGUUGACUGGUAGAUGAAGCGUUGUAUAAAUUAUUAGUUGAUGUUCGCGUGUGCGCGUAUUAUAGCUUAAUAGAAUGUUGGUCCUAAACGUUAUUUGUUCGCAACCAAAUGAUAUCUAAAUUAUGCAUGCAAAAUAAAUGGAAAAAUAAUGGAA
Molecule: messenger RNA, 2964 nt
Organism: Aedes albopictus (Asian tiger mosquito)
Lineage: Eukaryota; Metazoa; Arthropoda; Insecta; Diptera; Culicidae
Exons: 3
Source: RefSeq, a predicted model, not a curated record